Molecule: messenger RNA, 1798 nt
Organism: Spinacia oleracea (spinach)
Lineage: Eukaryota; Viridiplantae; Streptophyta; Magnoliopsida; Caryophyllales; Amaranthaceae
Product: RING-H2 finger protein ATL47
Exons: 1
Coding region: 490-1662 (390 amino acids)
Molecular function (GO): ubiquitin protein ligase binding
Source: RefSeq, a predicted model, not a curated record
GAGCGCCAAAACCGACCUUCUUCCCCUUCUUUUGCUGAACCCAUUUCCUUUUUCCAGUUCUUUUAUCCAUAACCCAUAAAGCAAGUAUUACCCAGCUUUCCUUUUCAUCUAAAAAGAUCCCAUUAUCAACUUUAAAAAUCAAACAAAAAAGAGGAGAGAGAAAAAUACUCAAAUUUCUGCCUCAAAAUUUCCAAAAAAUAUAGGGACCCAAAACUACAGUCAUUCAAAACCAAAUCCCUUUGCCAUUUACCAACCCAUACUCUCUAACCCACCACCUCUCAAUCUACUCUGUUUUUGGUUUUCAGCUCCCUAAAUCUUCAAGGUAGGUCACCUGAAUCCCCACUUUUACUACUAAUUCUUUCUGUUUUUAGCUCAAUUAUUCCCAGUUUUUUUACAUUCAGUUUCUGGGUUUUUCUUCCUUUUAUCUGGGUUAAUUUUAUCUUUUUUGAAUUCAAAUGAUUCAAUUUGAGAAACCAAUUUGUUAAAAAAAUGUCUAAAAAUAGUAACAUUUUAAUCCCACCACCAUCAUCACCACCUCCUUCAACCCCUCUCCCUUCCUUCCCAUCUUCUUCAUCUUCUAAUUACAGUAGGAUUAGCCCAGUAAUCCUUCUAAUUAUAGUAAUUCUAGCUAUGAUCUUCUUCGUUGCUGGAAUCCUUCAAUUCUUAAUCAGAUUCCUCAUGAAAAAACCCUCAAACAAUUCCCCUCAUUCUAAUUCCAGAAACCCUGAAAGUACAAGUUCCGAAACAAUUCAACGCCAACUUCAGCAGCUGUUUCGACUCCACGAUUCAGGGUUAGACCAGCCACUUAUCGACGCUUUACCUGUAUUCUUUUACAAAGACAUAGUGGGUUCAAAAGAGCCCUUUGAUUGCGCUGUUUGUCUGUGUGAAUUUUGUGAUCAAGAUAAGUUAAGGUUGUUACCCUAUUGUAGCCAUGCCUUCCACAUUAGUUGUAUUGAUACAUGGCUUCUUUCCAAUUCGACUUGCCCUCUUUGUAGAGGGAGUUUAUUGGGUUCUGGGUUGGAGAAUCAGGAAUUCAGCUUGGAGUUCUGGAGAGCAAUGUCAUUCGGCCGAUCAAUUGAUUGCGAAACCAGCUUCCAUUUAGGGAAUUCUUUCAAUAAUGUCAGUAGUCUUAGUACUAGAACUACUAGUCGCCAUGGUUUUAGUAAGCCUACCAUCAUGGAGGAGAGCGCGACUGAGAGGAGGGUUUUCUCGGUUAGGCUAGGGAAGUUUCGGACCACCAACGACCGCGGUGAGGCGGUUAAGGAGCCCGAAAACGGAGAGACGAGCGGCGGUGAUGGCGACGGCGAUGGCGGUGGCGGGGAUGGUGAUGGUAGUUUUGGUAGUAGUAGUCAAAUAGAUGCAAGGAGAUGUUAUUCAUUAGGAUCAUAUCAGUAUGUUGUUGCUGAUUCGGAUUUGCAAGUGGCAUUAUCAACUGAUAAUCCUGAUAAUAUUGGGGUUUCAAAGAGUGAAAAGAUGAUGAUAAAUUCUUUGGUAGAUGGUGAUGUUGAAGGGAAGAAGAUCAGUAGAAGGAACAGAGGGGAUAGCUUUUCUGUUUCCAAGAUAUGGCUUUGGUCUAAGAAAGGCAAGUUUCAAGGUGAUUCUGAUGAAACAACUAAUGUUAAUGGUGGUCAACCUCGUUUUAAUGUUGUUUUGCCAUUGUAGUCAUAGUAGUCAUCGUUAGUCGACGACCUUCACACAACAAAAGCUUUGGGAUGUUGUUAACUAGGUUUGUUGUGGUGUUUUUGUAAUAUUCUUUUUGGUCAUCUUCAUCAAUUGAGAAUUUUUUACUUUACCAUAA